AUGACGCAGGCCUGGGAUGGGGCUGUUUUUGCCGCCCGGCGGCGCAACGAUGACGACGACACAACCCGGGACAGCAUCUUCGUCUACACCAACAGCAACAACACGCGGGGUGAGCGCAGGGCGCUGGGGUACCGCGGGGGAGAGGAGUCUGGGCGCAGAGGGGCUGGGGGGCUGGGGUUCCGCGGGGGAGAGGAUUUGGGGUGCGGGGGGCUGGAGUACCGCGGGGGAGAGGAGUCGGGGGGCUGGGGUACCGCGGGGAGAGGAGUCGGGGCGCAGGGGGGCUGGGGUACGGCGGGGGAGAGGAGGUGGGGCGCAGGGGGUACAGAGGUGCCAGCUGCGAGGCCCCCCUCACCCCUGUCCUCCGCACCAGGCCCCUUCGAAGGCCCCAACUACCACAUCGCGCCGCGCUGGGUGUUCAAUGUGGUGUCACUCUGGAUGGUCUUUGUGGUCGUCGCCUCCGUCUUCACCAACGGGCUGGUGCUGGUGGCCACCUGGAAGUUCAAGAAGCUGCGGCACCCGCUGAACUGGAUCCUGGUGAACCUGGCGAUCGCCGACCUGGGCGAGACCCUGAUCGCCAGCACCAUCAGCGUCGUCAACCAGGUCUCCGGCUACUUCGUGCUGGGCCACCCGCUCUGCGUGGUCGAGGGCUACACCGUCUCCGUCUGCGGUGUCACGGCGCUGUGGUCGCUGGCUAUCAUCUCCUGGGAGCGCUGGUUCGUGGUGUGCAAACCCUUUGGCAACAUCAAGUUUGAUGGGAAGCUGGCCAUUGGCGGCAUCAUCUUCUCCUGGGUCUGGUCCGCCACCUGGACUGCGCCCCCCAUCUUCGGCUGGAGCAGGUACUGGCCCCAUGGCUUGAAGACCUCCUGUGGCCCAGAUGUGUUCAGUGGCAGCUCAGACCCCGGGGUCCAGUCCUACAUGAUUGUGCUGAUGAUCACCUGCUGCUUCAUCCCACUCAGCGUCAUUGUCCUCUGCUAUCUGCAAGUGUGGAUGGCCAUCCGCACGGUGGCAGCCCAGCAGAAGGAAUCGGAGUCCACCCAAAAGGCGGAGAAGGAAGUGUCGCGCAUGGUGGUGGUCAUGAUCAUUGCCUACAUCUUCUGCUGGGGCCCCUACACCUUCUUCGCCUGCUUCGCUGCUGCCAACCCUGGCUACGCCUUCCACCCGCUGGCAGCUGCUCUGCCUGCCUACUUUGCCAAGAGCGCCACCAUCUACAACCCCAUUAUCUACGUCUUCAUGAACAGGCAGUUUCGUAACUGCAUAAUGCAGCUGUUUGGAAAGAAGGUGGACGACGGCUCAGAGCUCUCCUCCACCUCCCGCACUGAGGUCUCCUCUGUCUCCAACUCCUCGGUGUCGCCGGCAUAGGAGGGACCCCCAUGGACCGACAGACAGAUGGACGGAUGGAUGGGACUCUCCCCCCCUUCCCCCCACGCAGUAUGGAUCCCUCUUGAGCAUAUGAAGUACUGUCUUUUCUCCCCCACUUUGCCUCGCCUCCUCAGGAGACUCCACCCCACCAAUGGUUGGCUCCGCCCCCACACAGGGAAUGAGGCCCCUUUCCGUCAAGCAGGGGCCAGGAGAGUUUAGCUUUUGUAAAGCAACAGCCCCAUCUCCCCACAAGAGCUGCCUGAGCUCCGCCCCCAUCAUGAUUCUCUGUCGCUCCGCCCCUCGAGCACAAGUCAUUGCUCUACUGGGAAGGGAACAUGAGCUGUUCUGGGAGUGUUUGGGUCCACCUCAGAGGUGGCUGCAUCUCAGCCAAGCCGGCUGUGUAGGGAGAGGACACUGCCCCAGAGCUGGCUGCAUCCCAGUGGGGUCGGGUGUGUGGGGACAGGUCCCUCCACCCGAGGUGGCUGCAUGUCAGCAGGGCCAGGUGUGUGGGGUGAUGCUGCUUUGCCCCAGAGGUGGCUGCACCUGAGCGGAGCGACGGAGAAUCAUCCUCUCUCACGUUCCACCCCCAGGCUGGCCAUGCCGUGCUCCGGCCCCGGCCAGCCCCCCUGUAAAUAGUGUUUGAUAAGGAGCCUAGAGAGGAACGCAGGGACAGAGAACAGGACAAAUGCCCAGCCAGACGCCACC
Messenger RNA from Dermochelys coriacea (leatherback sea turtle), 2064 nucleotides. RefSeq names its product red-sensitive opsin. NCBI's taxonomy places the organism in Eukaryota, Metazoa, Chordata, Testudines, Dermochelyidae. Gene Ontology annotation, molecular function: G protein-coupled receptor activity. The transcript is spliced from 6 exons. Gene Ontology annotation, biological process: visual perception; G protein-coupled receptor signaling pathway. Gene Ontology annotation, cellular component: photoreceptor outer segment; membrane. The coding region runs from base 1 to 1359 and encodes 452 amino acids. The record is from RefSeq and is a predicted model, not a curated record.